AUGGAACCCAAUGAAAUGCCUGCUGUCCACCACUGCCCCUCAGACUCUGCCACAGGGGGUGAGACUAGAGCCCCCCAGGGCAUGGAGCUCAUCCCCAGGAGAGCUGUCAGUCGCUCUCCAACCUGCGCCCGCUGCCGCAGUCAUGGUGUCACUGCCCACCUCAAGGGCCACAAGCGCCUCUGCCUCUUUCAGGCUUGCAAGUGCCACAAAUGUGUCCUCAUCUUGGAGCGCCGAAGAGUCAUGGCUGCCCAGGUGGCCCUGCGUAGGCAGGAGGAGGCGCAGCUGAAGCGGCACCUGGCUCAGGGACUGAUGAGGAAAGGGACGGCUCCUCCCAAAGCUCCCAGCAGUGUCAAGAAGGGAGUCACUCAACCAAGGGUCCACCCUGGAAAGGAGAACAUAGCACCCCAGCCUCAGGCUCCUCAUAGGGCAGUCCCACUGGCACUGACACCCCCUGAGAAGAACUCCCAGGGGCCUGUGCUGCUCAGCUGUCUCCCAGAAGCCUUGCCUUUGCCCUGGACUCCAGUGCCUCCAGGCCCUUUGGCCACUGGACACUGGCUGCCUCCAGGCCUUUCCGUACCAACCCCAGUGGUGUGCCGCUUGCUAUGCCAAGAACCUGCUGUCCCUCUGCAUCCUUUCCCUGGCUUUGACCGUGGCACUGCCCUCUGGCUGCCCACUCAUGGGCCCCUCCCAGCCUGCUCAGGAUCUCGCCCAAUACUGAUGGCUCCUCCUUCUGGAGAAUCCCAAGGACCCUCUACCCUGCCCCACACAUGCUCGACUCUGAUACUUCAGCCCUGUGGCACCCCAGACCCCCUUCCGCUGCAGCCACAGGCCCCCAGAGCCUCUCGCCUGGACUGGACCUCUGACCCCUCAGAGUGGCAGCUGCAGUGGGAGGCAGCCGAGGCUCUUAUGGGACUGAAAGAUUCGUUACAGGCUCCCCGCCUGACCCCUUCUGGUCCUUCUAACCGUGGCUGGAUUUCCCUGCUCCACCCCUGUGGCCCACCAGCCCCUGCUGAAGAAAGAGGAUUCCAGCCUGUUGUCCCCUCUCUCUGACCCAGUCCAGCCCCGUCCGUGGCUCUGCAUAUUGGGCAUCUGGGAUCCAUCUCCCUCCUGAGCUAG
Molecule: messenger RNA, 1116 nt
Organism: Lipotes vexillifer (Yangtze River dolphin)
Lineage: Eukaryota; Metazoa; Chordata; Mammalia; Artiodactyla; Lipotidae
Gene: DMRTC2
Product: DMRT like family C2
Exons: 8
Biological process (GO): regulation of DNA-templated transcription
Cellular component (GO): nucleus
Molecular function (GO): sequence-specific DNA binding
Source: RefSeq, a predicted model, not a curated record